AUGGGGUUUUCAGACUUUAGAAAAGCUCUUAAGAAGAUCGAUAGCUCUUUGAAAGAGCACAAACAACAAAAACAGGGACAACAACUGGAUAACGGUGGUCAACAGGUGCAACAACUGGAUAACGGUGGUCAGCAAGUGCAACAAGCAGACCCACAGUUUUCAUCUAACCCAACCAACCCGUCUAAGGGGGACUUGUUUUCGAGGCCAAUUGCUACUUCAGAGCCUCCAGCGAUAUUCAAAAGGGUAAAACAUAAUCAAUUACCUAAAGGAUGUAAUUAUGGUGAAAAUGAUGCUCCGAUUCAAACUAACAACUUUUCAAAUAAUUUAGCUUUGGAGGAUCAAACAUUCCCGGUCUGGCCAUUACCUUAUUCUCUUUGGUUGUCAAAGGAUCCUGGUCAAGAUGUUGGAUUGGCCGUUAACCAUACUGAAGCUAACCAACAGGUUUUCGGGCCCGAACCCGAUGCUGAUCCAGCACAGUUUUAUUUCAAUCCUCCUAAAAUCAAAUCAUUUGUGUUUUCAGGUGAAAACUUUCAAGAGUCAAAUGUGAAUCUUAAUUUAGAAAACCAUCAAAAAUUGUCAAUCGUUGCAAAACUCUCAGUCACCGGAAAUCAAAACGUUACUUUCCCCAUAGUCCAUGGAAUGGGGUUUGUUACUGCUGUUUAUAAGAAAAUAAAGCCAGUCAUUGCAUCUCAAGUUGGUGUUCAACAAUUUAAAAAAAUUGGCUCCGUUGGUAAAAAUGUUACAAAAUACAGAGCAGUUUUAUUUAACCAAGUUCCGUGGUCGAUUUACGUUAGUGGAGACGAUGUUUCACUUGACUUGAGAGAUCCUAAUCAUAUUGUUGGUAAUUCUCAGCCAGGAGGCUCGGUUGUCAUUCAAUUGGCUCGUGAAGAAUCUAAACACUAUGAUAAUUCGGCUGGUAUUUAUCCUAUAGCAGCCCAUUUACAAGGAAGCGUCAAUGGUAAAAAGGGUCAAUAUAAAUUUGUUUAUGAAAACAAAGGUGAAAGUUCUAAUGGAACUGGUCUUGUUUGGUGUUUACCUCAUCAUCAAGAAGUAUUGACUAAUGAGGUUAAAAAGCAAGAUACUGGACUCGAGCUCGAUUCUACGACAAAAGGUGUAAUGAAAGCUUAUACAACAAAUCAAAUCGUAAUGGAGGAACCAGAGUUGCCCCUUGACAUUGGAUUCGAACCAUGGUCUUCUGUUUCGGGCUUCAAAGGUGAAGCAACCUACUCGGACGGAGCAAAAACAGUCAUUAGAAGGGCCGCCGAGCAAGAAAUCAACCAAGACGUAAUUGGUAUGGCAAACAUUGAUUCUAUGUAUACUUCAGGUAAAAUUUUAGAUAAAUUUGCUUAUAUCGCAUACGUUACUCAUUUCAUAUUGAAUGAUGAUGAUUUGACUGGUAAAAUCUUACCAAAAAUUAAAGAAGCAAUCGAAAUCUUUGCUCAAAAUAAACAAAAGUAUCCUUUGGUUUAUGAUACUGCGUGGAAAGGUCUUAUUUCCUCUGCUGAGCCAGCAGCAGAUUUUGGGAAUUCCAACUAUAAUGAUCAUCAUUUCCAUUACGGAUACCAUAUUCAUGCAAUUGCCCUUGUGGCCAAAAUUGAUCAAUCUUUUGAUAAGGGUGAAUGGCUUAAAGAAAAUAACAAUUUAGUUGGUGACUAUGUCAUUACUUUAUUGAGGGAUAUUGCAAACCCAUCAACUGAUGAUAAAUACUUCCCACAAUCAAGAGCAUUUGAUUGGUUUCAUGGUCAUUCAUUUGCCCACGGUAUUUUCGCAAGUGGUGAUGGUAAAGAUGAAGAAUCUUCUUCUGAAGAUUACCACUUUGCUUAUGGUACUAAGCUUCUCGGUCAAGUAAUUGGAGAUGGUGAUAUUGAGGCUAGAGCCAACUUGAUGCUUGCAAUCAUGAGAAGAUCAAUGAAUAUGCAUAUGUUAUUCUCUGAUGAUAAUAAAAUUCAACCAAAAAGAUUCAUAAAAAACAAAGUAGCUGGUAUCACAUUUGAAAAUAAAGUUGAUUUUGCUACUUAUUUUGGAAGAGGUACUAUAUCUGAUGAAUGGAUUCAUGGUAUCCACAUGUUACCAAUCACCCCCAUCUCUUCAUAUAUCAGAAAACCAAGCUUUGUCAAAGAAGAAUGGGAUCAAAAAUUGGGCAGAAUUGUUGAUCAAAUUCCAGACGGUUGGAAAGGUAUUUUAAUACUUAACGCUGCUCUUUUUGAUCCAAAAUACUCUUGGAAAUGGUUCUCCAGGGACGAUUGGGAUGACAGAUUGAUUGAUAAUGGUAUGUCGAGGACUUGGUCUUUAGCUUAUAUUGCUGGUAUUGGUGGCUCUGAUUAG
Messenger RNA from Hyphopichia burtonii NRRL Y-1933, 2325 nucleotides. RefSeq names its product Acf2p (gene ACF2). The record is from RefSeq and is a predicted model, not a curated record. The transcript has a single exon. Gene Ontology annotation, cellular component: cell surface. Gene Ontology annotation, molecular function: glucan endo-1,3-beta-D-glucosidase activity; endo-1,3(4)-beta-glucanase activity. The coding region runs from base 1 to 2325 and encodes 774 amino acids. NCBI's taxonomy places the organism in Eukaryota, Fungi, Ascomycota, Pichiomycetes, Serinales, Debaryomycetaceae.